Molecule: messenger RNA, 2045 nt
Organism: Schistocerca cancellata (South American locust)
Lineage: Eukaryota; Metazoa; Arthropoda; Insecta; Orthoptera; Acrididae
Product: glutathione S-transferase C-terminal domain-containing protein homolog
Exons: 2
Coding region: 142-1854 (570 amino acids)
Biological process (GO): mitotic cytokinesis
Cellular component (GO): spindle; midbody; membrane
Source: RefSeq, a predicted model, not a curated record
UAUUUGAAGGAUUGGCAUUUGCUACUGGAUUUGUCUCUACAACUGUUGUGUAUGUAAGGCAGAAAAUACUAGAUCAUCGAAUGCUACGCCGAAUUCAAAGGCAAUUGGCAAGUGGAGUUUGAAUAGACAGAUUAAUUUGAAAUGGAUGGACUGUAUGUAGAAGUAGCAGAGGAGCCCGGAAGUUCAGCUAAUGUGCUAGCACCACUGGAAACUGCUGUAUGCCUCUUUGCUGUGGAUUACCUGCAGUUGCACAAUGAAGUGUCAGUGGCAUUUAUAGUGAAGAAGACUAAUGAUCAUGAACCACUCCUCAUUGACAUAUCAAAAUUACAGUAUUGUGUAGUCAGUGAGCCUCCACCUACCUCUAAGCUGUGUCGCUUACCACUCAUACUAACUGUUUCUGGCAGAAUUUGUGUGGCAGGUCUAUGCAGUGUUUUGCGCCAACUUGUUAAGAUGUGCCCUGCCAGUUCUGGAGCACAACAGCUAUUAGGUUUUCGUCAGGGCUGCCUUGUAGCUUCAGCUGAGUCUUCACUUUGGACACGCUUCUGUGAAGUGGAUAUGGUUUGUACUGUUAAGCAUAUUCUUAGUUCCAAACUGCAGGCAGGAGAAGUAAUGCUUCCUCUUGAUUUGGCACGUUUUGAGAUUCACAUGAGCCAACCUGUUCGUAUUCACAAUAUUGGGAAGCAAAAAAAUGAUGCACUUAAGUGUAACCUGGCAAAUGUGAUAGAACACACAUUUUCCGAAGGACCAAACAUGACACUUGCGGACAUCAUGUUGCUGCCAUGCAUCCACAUUUUAUUUCAAGCACUUAAUGUGGUUUAUCUUAAGCAGCACAUUCCCUUAAUGAUAAAAUGGUAUGAGAAUAUGCUGCUGCAGAAUGGUGUGAGGGAAGCGCUCUCUGUUAUUAAAGACGUUACAAGUAGAGUGUCUGAUUACUCGUAUAUCAGUUACGUUCUUCCUCAGGUGGAAGAAUACAGCCUUUACAAAAGUGAUCCUAAACGUUACAAACCAAAGAGCAGGAUAUUUACACAUCAAACGGAAGUUGAAGAGUCACUGAGAAUAGUUUCACAGUUGGGAAUAUUCCCUCGUAAAGCACAGAUGCCAUUUGGAAAUGAAGUACCAUUUGACUGGUCAUGCCUCCCAUACAGAUCACUGCCUGAAGGUGGCAAUAUUCCACCAUCAAGAAUGCUGAGGAAGAAACAGCAGUUGGAAAAUUUAGCUAAAGCCGUUUUAAAAAUUGCAGAACCUGGAUUCACUAUAGUUGAUUUCUGUUCAGGCACUGGACAUUUGGGUAUAAUACUUGCUUAUAUGCUUCCACGUUGCCGCAUAGUCCUGUUAGAAAAUAAGGAGGAGUCUUUGAAUCGUGCCUGGGAAAAAGUCUCUCUCUUAGGAUUGUCAAAUAUUGAUCUUUGUCAAACAAAUCUAGAUUACUUUGAUGCAUCAUUUGAUAUUGGUGUAUCCCUGCAUGCAUGUGGUGUAGCAACAGAUUUAGUAAUUCAGUGCUGUAUUACUCAGAAGGCUGCAUUUGUAUGUUGUCCGUGUUGUUAUGGAGGUGUCCAAGAUAAUCAUGUCUUGAGUUAUCCUCGCAGUAAAGAAUUUCGCAAUUCAAGCUUGAAUGUUCAUGAUUAUUUAGUAUUAGGCCAUUGUGCAGACCAGACACAUGGAUCUGAAAAUGCUAAGACAGUUCAGGGACAUAUGUGCAUGUAUGUUAUAGAUACUGACCGUUGUCUUUAUGCCAAAGAACAUGGCUAUACUGCACACAUAGGAAAGUUGAUACCAGAAACAUGUACUCCAAAAAACAAUCUUAUAGUUGGAAUUCCUCCAGGAAGGAAAUAUCUUUGUAAUGCAUUUAGUUAACAUACUACCAUGUUUACCUUUAAGAAAUGGAACAAGUAUUGUUUCAGGAAAUAUAAAUAAAUUUUAUGAUUUUUAUGUUCGUUUUUAGACCAACAAUAAAAACUGUAAUUUUGAUAAUUAUUGUAUUAACAAUUAUUGUUUUUAUGUAAGUAUUGUGUGUGUGUUAAUAAUGAAAUUAUUUAUAUUUUUAA